Arabidopsis lyrata subsp. lyrata is the source of this 1199-nucleotide messenger RNA. RefSeq lists its product as uncharacterized. The transcript has a single exon. NCBI's taxonomy places the organism in Eukaryota, Viridiplantae, Streptophyta, Magnoliopsida, Brassicales, Brassicaceae. Bases 213 to 1199 code for a protein of 328 amino acids. The record is from RefSeq and is a predicted model, not a curated record.
AUCUCUUCUCUUUUUUUAUCAUCAGUUUUUGUUUUACUUUGGUUUUUUUACCUUAUCUUGACUUUAGUCAAUCUUGAAGUUCUAAAACCAACGCUUCUUUUACUUUCCUUCAUCUUCCCUCCAUUAUAUAUACUUCCAGACUCUUAUUCUAACUCUUCACCCAAAAUCUUUCUUCUUCUUUUUCUUUUUCGUUUUUCUCUUUAUCUCUAACUAUGGCAGAUAGGUUAUGGGAUGAAUUGCAAAACUUCAACCUAGGUCGAGACGAUCCAGAGCUCUUUAUUCCUCAACAUACUUAUGUUGAUGUAAUUGAUAGGAAUCGUCUUAGCCUUCUUGCUCGGCCUCUCAACAACAGAGCUCAAAACUUACAUACUGUUGUUGCAUCACUACCAAGACUCUGGGGACUGGCUUCACGAAUACAUGGUAGAGUUCUAAGUGAUACUUACAUCCAGUUUUUAUUUCAAUCUGAAGCAGAUUUAGUAUCAGUUCAACGUCGUGCUCCAUGGGUUUUUAACAAUUGGUUCAUCGCAUCUCAACGCUGGGAAGACUUCCCCGAUGUUGAUUUCCUCACUACCCUUGAUCUAUGGGUUCAAAUCCGCGGAAUACCACUACCAUAUGCUUCUGAAGGAACAGCCAGGUUUACUGUUGCAACCAUAAGACAGGUUAUCUAUCUAGAUUUUCAUGAUGAGACCACUACUGAUAUAACUUUUAUCAAAGUUAGAAUUCGCAUUGGCAUCACUGAUAGUUUGAGGUUCUUUAGAAGGGUCUGCUUUGAAUCUAGAGAAAAGGCUAUGAUUAGCUUUCAAUAUGAGAGCCUGAGAAGGAUUUGCAGUCGUUGUCUUCAACUCACUCAUCAAAGCAGCCACUGUCCUUACAAUCAUUUUCCUCACACUCCAAGAAAUAGUCCUGAAGUUAUUGAUGUACCAGUCUACAAUAGGAGAAGGACUCAUGGUCAUGAAAUUCACUCCAAUCAUAACUCUCACUCUCAGAACUCGGAUGACACUUUUCCAACUCCUUUGACUCCACCACCAAGGUUAGAUUCUCCACCUUUAAACCCUGAUGAAUUUGCAGCAGCCUAUCCUCAAUUCCCAGUAUCAAGCUUAGGAAAUCUUCAACAUAUGGCAACUUCAACCACUCACACAGCCACUUGGAGAAGACAUUCUUCCACUGGAUCCACGACUUCACCAAGUAUUGAUGAAUGA